Molecule: messenger RNA, 2795 nt
Organism: Pseudophryne corroboree (corroboree frog)
Lineage: Eukaryota; Metazoa; Chordata; Amphibia; Anura; Myobatrachidae
Product: 5' exonuclease Apollo-like
Exons: 7
Coding region: 496-1704 (402 amino acids)
Biological process (GO): interstrand cross-link repair; telomere maintenance; double-strand break repair via nonhomologous end joining
Molecular function (GO): damaged DNA binding; 5'-3' DNA exonuclease activity
Source: RefSeq, a predicted model, not a curated record
GAACUAAAACAGAAACUGCAGUAAAGUAUAAUAAUGACACCAACACAGAGAGGACAAACAGAUACUUGAUCUGCUUCUAUUCAGCUGCUUCACAAGGGGGGGAAAAUCCCAAUGAAAAUGAGGCUCUUAAAAGUGUUGGUUCAACAUCUGGGUACACCAGAAUGAGGCCUCUUCAGGACAACCAUUUGGUCAAACAUCCCAGGAACUAAAAGUCAGGAGGAGACCAGAGAGGGGGGCGGGGCUGGACUGUUAUGCCAUUAGUCCCUGCUCCUAAUAUGGGCAUUUCAGGGAGGGAGUGGGCAAUUUGCAUCUUUUAGCCCUGCCUCCUUCACAUAGGCCCCACGAUUUCAUUGAUUUUAUCCCGAUGCUGCCCGCUUCACUAGAAAGUGGACGGAAUGUGGAAGAGCCACCUAUCAUCAUUCCACGGCUUCAGGAGACUACUUGAAAGUCCUCCGAGAGGGUAGGCAGACAUUUGUCUUCCAACUGAGGUUGAGAAUGAGUGGGUCUGUUAUUGAAGACACCCCUAUUGCUGUGGACUAUUGGCGUAUCCGGAGAUACAGCAACAUCAGACUCUUCUUUCUGUCCCAUAUGCACAGUGAUCAUACCGAGGGUUUAUUGUCUACAUGGUCACAUCCAUUGUACUGUUCGGCAGUCACAGCCAAGAUCCUUGAACAUAAGUUGAAGGUUAAGGAAAAAUGGAUCAAUCCGUUGGAAGUUGGAGUGUGCCACUUGCUGCCUUUGGAUGACUGUGGUAUUGAGAAGGUGUCUGUUACUCUAAUAGAUGCCAACCAUUGCCCUGGCUCUGUUAUGUUCCUGUUUGAGGGAUACUUUGGUACUGUCCUACAUACAGGUGAUUUCCGCUAUAGCCCUGAUAUGCUAACAUACCCACCAUUAAGGAACAAGGACAUUGAUGUUCUUUACCUGGAUAAUACAAACUGUGAUCCAAAACUCAAGUUACCCUCUCGCCAAGAAGCAACAAAGCAAAUUAAGGAAAUCAUUGAUGAUCACCCAUCCCAUAACAUAGUGAUUGGCCUCUACACUAUUGGAAAGGAGUCGCUUCUGGUGGACUUGGCAGAGACUUUUAAGUCUUGGGUUGUUGUAAGCCCUCAGAGACUGGAAUUACUCACUAUCUUAGAAACUGAAGAUGUCUUUGCAACACUGGAUGGAGCAGGGAGAAUCCGUGUGGUGAAUCAGUCAGAAGUUAAUUAUUCUAACAUGCUUAAAUGGAAUUGUAACUAUCCAACCAUUGCUAUUCUUCCCACCAGUCGAAAAGUGGAGUUCCGGCGCAAAGAUAUCUUUGUGGUUCCAUAUUCAGACCAUUCUUCAUAUGAUGAACUUAUUGAGUUUGUUUCACAAUUAAAGCCUUGUUCCAUUAUUCCCGUGGUGAAAGCACAACAGUGCAUGUCCCAUUUAGAGCAAUAUCUAAGACCCGAGGCAUCAAAACGUUUUGUAAAAAUUCCUGAUUCAGUUAAAAUGUGUAUGCAAAGGAAAGUUUCAUUUAGACAAGUGUGCACUAAAAAACUGAAGCUACCGAGAAAGAAUACUCCUAGAGGUGUUAGAUUUGAGUCCUCUGAAGGAUGUUCAAGCCCAUCGCACCCAACAAGGCAUUGUAGAGGGAACUGGACCUCUGAAAGGGUUAAUCUUCCACAUUCAUUUAUUAUAAAGAAGAAUAAAAAAAAGAAAAAGAUAAUGCUUUUAGGAUAGGAUUUUCUCUGCUAAGUUAUACGAGAGGAUUUUUCUAGGAGCAAUUAUAUAUAAAAUAUUACUAAAACAAGAAAACUACUUUUAGCCAGAUAUCUUCCUACUUAUAAAUAUUAGGGAAGUGAUAUGUUACACCAUUUAUGGGCAUUUUGGGUGUAAUUUGUACUUACAUUAUCUGCUGAAUUAAUUGCCACCUGUUUACAAAUGGAUAGUCAUUAAUCGUGUCACAGUGUAAGAUGUCUCCAUGGGGGAAAUUCAAUCAGAUGCAGUAAUUUACCGCAGGAGGAAAAGGGUGGUAGCCUCAGGCUGUACCCGCUGGGGCUAUUUAAUUACAGGCUCUGUUACUCACCUAGUAAAUUACCCCGCUAAUAUGCAUUAAUCCAUAGAAUCUAGGAUAAGUUCCUACAUCUAUGGGUUACCACAUUCAUGCCAGCUGUGAUCGGGCCAUUUAAAAAAUGUUUUCCUGUAAACUGCAACCUGUGGGCUGUACCUGAAUAAACUGAGCAGUUCAAUAAGCCUGCAGUAAAUUACUGCAUAUAACUGAAUUCCCCUCUAAGUAUGACACAGCGUGUGGCUACAUCUGAGGCUGAGCAUCUGUAUUUUGAUGACAUGAAAUACAGACACGUAUUUUGUACAAGACUUUAAUACAUUUCUACAUAUCUAGCCUCUGAAAGGGGUGUAGUAUGGCUGACCGGCGGUCAGGAGACCGCCGGUCAGCAUACAGACGCCGGGAUCCCGGCGGGGAGGGGCGAGUGCAGCAAGCCCCUUGCGGGCUCGGUGGCGACCUGCGGUCGACACGGGUUCUAUUUCCACUCUAUGGGUGUCGUGGACACCCAUGAGGGGAAAUAGUCCCUGUUGGUUUGCAUGCCGAGCAUCGGGAUAGUGAGAGGUCGAGAUGCUGGAGAAGGUCAUGUGACUGUCGGUCACCCGACCGCCGGUCACAUGAAUACCACCCCUGUAAGUAGGGGUGAUUUAUUUGCUGUCUAUGUAGUGAACCUUUUAUUGUAACUUACUUUUAUCCAUAUGCCUGUGUGUUUGUACAUACAUUCAAGUUUUUUAUUUAAAAUAAAGGUCCAUUUGUAUCUUUCCAGUCA